AGAUUUAAGUAGACCAAAGAGACAUGACAGCUCACUGUGAUAAUGUGAUCAUUGGUUGGAUCCUAGACUUCUAAAAAGCUAUAUGGCUUGCCUUUCUUUCUUUCUUUCUUUUUUUGGACCUUUGGGGAAAUUUGACUGUGGACUAGAAUUAGGUGAUGUUAGAGAAUUAUUCAUUUUAAUAGCUAUGAUUCUGGAGCAGAAUCACCCCGGUUGAGAUUCCACUGUUCCACAGCAAUGUCUCCUAAUUGUGGGGUGUGUCUGUAAUCAGCAGGGAAGAGCUUUGAAAUCUUCUGCACCUGGGUCCCAUUCCCAAGGUUCUGGCAAUUCAGUAUAUCCAAGGUGGUGCAUGAUACCUUGAUUUUUGCAACUCUGCAAGUGAUUCUGCCUGUGCUCUUGCAGGUAUAAGCCACUGUUAAGAGUCAAGCUCGCUCAUCGGAACUUCCCUCUGUGGCAAAGCUCAUUUCUGCCAGAGUUGGACCUUCUUUCUGGAGGGAUUUUGUAUUAGAAGACAUGGAUCUUGCUGCUAAUGAGCUCAGCAUUUAUGACAAACUUUCAGAGACUGUUGAUUUGGUAAGACAGACGGGCCAUCAGUGUGGCAUGUCAGAGAAAGCAAUUGAAAAAUUUAUCAGACAGCUGCUGGAAAAGAAUGAACCUCAGAGGGGACCACCCCAGUAUCCCCUCCUUCUAGCUGCGUACAAGGUCCUCGUAACCCUGGGAUUAAUCUUGCUCACUGCCUACUUUGUGAUUCAACCUUUCAGCCCAUUACCACCUGAACCAGUGCUUUCUGGAGCUCAUACCUGGCGCUCACUCAUCCAUCACAUCCGGCUGAUGUCUUUGCCCAUUACCAAGAAGUAUAUGCCAGAAAAUAAGGGAGUUCCUCUGCAUGGGGGUGAUGCAGACAGACCCUUUCCAGACUUUGACCCCUGGUGGACAAAUGACUGUGAGCAGAAUGAGUCGGACCCCAUCCCUGCCAACUGCACCGGCUGUGCCCAGAAAUUACCCCUCAAGGUGAUGCUCCUGGAAGACACCCCAAGGAAAUUUGAGAGACUCCAUCCUCUGGUGAUCAAGACCGGACAACCCCUGUCAUCUGAGGGGCUUCAGCGUUUUUUGUGCCAGUACCCUGAGGUGACAGAAGGCUUCACCGAAGGGUUUUUCACCAAGUGGUGGCGCUGCUUUCCUGAACGGUGGUUCCCGUUUCCUUACCCAUGGAGAAGACCUCUGAACAGAUCACACCUCUUACGUGAGUUUUUUCCUGUGUUCACCUACCUACCGUUUCCAAAAGAAGCCUCCUUGAAAAAGUGCUUCCUUCUUCAACCAGAACCUAUUGUGGGGAGUAAGAUGCAUAGGAUGCAUGACCUGUUUACCAUUGGCAGCGGCGAGGCCAUGUUGCAACUCAUCCCUCCCUUCCAGUGCCGAAGACAUUGCCAGUCCAUGGCGAUGCCACUAGAGCCAGGGGAUAUUGGCUAUGCUGGCGCCACCCACUGGAAGGUCUACAUUAUAGCCAGAGGGGUCCAGCCUUUGGUCAUUUGUGAUGGAACCACCCUCUCAGGACUGUAGGAAACAGAACUAAAGGAACAGGUUUGAGAGCUAAAGACCGGAUCGAAAGGGGGAAAAUAAAAACAAAAAACGAUGAAACCACUUUCCAGGGGUUGGUUGCUUAGUUACCUGCCCUGUGCAUGUGUGUGUGAGCCAGUUGUGUGCUGGAAGCAAAGGCCAGAGCCCAGCCCUCCCAACUCUUCCAGCCCAGCUGCUUGGCCAGGACUUUGCCAAUACCAUCUGUGAGAGACUGGCCUCUUCCAGGCCUUUUGGCACCAAAGCCUUGAGGCUGCCCUUCAGGCAGGGAGCACGGUUGAUACCUUCCCUCACUUGCAUGUCAUGAUCCCCUCUGCUGGCUCCCUGGCCACGAGAGGACAGUCACCAGGUCCUGACUUUAGAGCCAUCCGCUACCAGGUGGGCCUGCCUGUCCUCUCUUCCUGGUCACACCACCCUGUACUUUUUUUGGAAAGCUGUGGAUGAUUAAAGAAGUCAUUGCAGUUUCCCAAGCAGAAUGGAAUCUAGAACCAGUGAAGAAGGAUCAAGUAACCUCAAACUGCACUCAAGAAGUGCACUUCUUUCCCAGUGUCCAUGGCUCUUGGAGUAUCAGCGAUGCCAGGUCGGAGUCUGAUUGUAAUUGAAAUGGUAAUUCCUAAGGUAAUACUUGUCUCCAUUCUAUCAGUUCUUAUGCCUCUCCCCUCCCUCCCCUUCUCCCUUGCCUAUCUGGAUGGCUUCUCAGAAGUUGGGCUCCUGGUCCCCCUCCCUUGGAUGGGCCAGCACCCUUUACUGCUGAGGCAGCACUGCUCUUGUCAACUAUGUUGCUUUUACCAAAUGUCUUCGGAAGGGGAGAGGGUGCCUCCCCGGGUUUGAUCUUUAGGGUCCAACUUUCUGCAGGAAAGAUGUUUUACAGACGUGUCAAGCUGAUGUUGUAAUGUGGUUGGGGAAGGAACUCCAGACCCAAGAGUGUUGGCCAGCUGGGCGUAUGACUGUGUGACCCUCUGUCUUGAAAUGAUUUCUCUGUCUGUACUGGGAGCCAAGGUGAGGUGUUUUUAUUUUUUGUGAAAAUAUAAAAUCAUGUUCUUUUGAUUGGAUGAUUCAUUAUGCUCAUUGUUUUCCCCAAGUGCUUUUAGUGUGUCUUAAGUGUGUAAAGAAGGACACUCUUUUCUUGUUUCCUUUUUCCCUUUAUUAUUCCUUUAUCGACUCUUAAAUAUCUGGCUUCUGAUCAUGCCAUUGCCAAGUUGAAGAAAAAGCAAACCACACUGCAGCCCUGGUUCUGAACUGCAGAAAUCAAACAGAUACUGGAGGUGUCUGUGUUGAGUUACAGACCAGAGGCAGACAGUGGUGAGGGAAGAGGGCGGGUGUGACUCCUUAUGGGGUCUUCUUCAUCCUUGGAGGCACCCCUGCACCUUGUCCGCAGACCCUCUUUCUCUACACAUCUCACGAGCAGCAGUGAGGAUCAUCAGGUGCUUGAGUGGCCUGUGUGUGGGCUUGUAAGGGACAAGGAGGGUUCACAGAGUUCAGGGUGGAAAAGCUCAGAGCCUCCUCCAUGGUCUUGAGUGAAACUAGGAUGAAUUGUACCUGAGGGGAUUCUUCCUUAAAAGAAUCAGGCCUGGUGUGAAUUGAUACAGGAAAAACAAAACUUUGUGUCCAUAUGAAAGUCAUGCUGCUAAGCAGUUACAAUUUAAGAGGUUUUAGAUCAGAGAGAUCAUUUGGAGGCCAGCUUUGUGCAAGCUUUUUGAGCCUUUUCAGUGUCUGUCCUUACCUCUGCUGCAUAUGGGGAAGGUUUAUACAUAAACAAGUUCUUUAGAGGCCUCUCAGCGUUUUUCUUAAAUUAGGUCCUCUGGGUUAACAAAAGACAGGGUUCCUUAGGAGCAAAGCAACUGUUUUGUUGAUGGAAAUUUCUGUUUUUAUGAAUUACCCUGUGUUCCUUCCCCAUUUUACUCCAGGCCUUUCCAUUUUACUCCAGCCCUUUACACCUUAAAUGUUCAUAAAAUACCCUCUUCGGCUCAAAACUGAAAAACCCUUGUAUGUGUUGGUGUUCUGAGGCAUCCUCUGGGAGGUCCCCUGAGCUGUCUACAGUUCAACAAAGAAUGGUAUGGCAGCAGAUAAGUAGAGACUUUUAAAAAUCAUUUAAAAAUCUGUCCAGUUCAGAAUUGAAUAUAGAUUUAUGUUAGGGGAGAAGUUCUCCAAAGAGGUUUUCCGCUUUUAAUUACUGGACACUGAGAAGUCAUUCACCUUCUUCUCAAGGUAAUUCUGAAAAGCAGAAUCUACCACUGACCAGUCAAUGAUCAAUGGGUUGCCGGCCAAUUCCUUUCUAGUUAUCCAAGUCUUUGUGUGAGGGUGCCACAGGAUAUCCCCUGCUCACCUAGCUCUCAGCUCCUCCAUUGAAGCAGCAAAAGUCCCUCCACAUUUCCCGGUGUGGGAAAAGGGUCAUAAAGAUGAGGAAACAGGGUCGGGGGGCUGGUGGGACCACAUAACUCCCCAUCUCUACCACCACAGUAAGAGCAAAACCACAGAGCUUGCUUUAAACAGAGGGACUUGCUCUCGUGAAUUGGAGUUGUUUAGUAAGAGGUCACGUGGUGGUGACCUUCGCACAUGGGUUAGGUUCCCUUUCUUGUCAGUUCCCAGAGCAGAGGCUCGUGUCCCCAGAAUUCAGCUCUCAGGGGAGAAAGGCUGCUUUGGCACCAGUUUGAAGUAUUAUAUCCAGGUGUCCUGAGGUCCCCAGGAGUCAGGUGUUGAACAGACACUACACCUGUCCUGGCUUAUGAAGAGAGGUAGAACUUAGACUCUCCCCACUCUCAAUUUUUCAAGGAAGGGAGAGAGUGAAAUAACUGGUUUAUGAAAACAGAAUCUGCCUCUUCGGCAAAAUACAAAACGUCUAUGAAGUGGACAAAUUUGGGGUCAUUUUCUGAGAGAAAGAAAUAGUAACAUUUGUCCAGUCCAUUCCAGCUUGAGUGUCUCGAGGGGCUUCCCUGGUGGUGCAGUGGUUAAGAAUCCGCCUGCCAAUGCAGGAGACAUGGGAUCGAGCCCUGGUCCGGGAAGAUCCCACAUGCCGCAGAGCAACUAAGCCCGUGCACCACAACUACUGAGCCCGCGCGCCUAGAGCCCAUGCUCUGCAACAAGGAGAAGCCACCGCAAUGAGAAGCCCGUGCACCACAGAGAAAAGUAGCCCCUGCUCGCUACAACUAGAGACAGCCCACGUGCAGCAACAAAGACCCAACACAGCCAAAUAAUAAUAAUAAUAAUAAUUUUUUUAAAAAAGUAUCUCGAUAUACAUGAUCUCUGAUCUUUUGUCAGUCCUGUAAAGCAGGUAUUAGAUCCUCAUUUUACAAGUAAAGAAACUGGGGCUGAGGACUGUCGGGUAGAUGGCUGGUUCCACCAAUAAUGGUUCCACAUUAUUUUUCUGCUACAGCAAGUAUGGUGCCCAGGAAUGAAGCUGUGGGUUUAAUUGACUCAGGUGUGCCCAGCCAGGUAGGAGAACCUAGGGGCAGGGUCAGCAAGCCGGGAACUCUUCAGGGUUUGUUUUCAAAACUGUUUUGUUCAGAAAUGGAGAGAAUCUAACAGAUGACUUUUAUAAAAAGCCUUUCACUUUUUCCCUCUCCAUCUGAAAACUCUUUUAAGAGUGAAUGUGGCUGGAACACAACCAUGUCCAGCCAUCUUCCCAUCACCACAAGUUUCCAGAUGUGUGACCAGAAGAAGGGCUCUGCCCAAUUCCGGUUGUGGGUCCCCUUGGAGUUUACAUCACUUGUUUUUGAGUUCUUGGUUUUCUAUUCCCUUCUUCCAAAACCCAGCAUAGACCUCAGCGUAGGAACAAUUAUUUUAAAACAAAAUAGUUCCUCAGCUGCAGGUGAUGGCCUCAAUCAUUUUAAUACAGUCUGGAUGAUAUUUUGCUCAUUAACCAGUGCCUUCCAUAGUGAAAAUUCAAAACCUCAAAGCAGAUGUUUGCUUCUCAUCUAAUCCUCGUCCAGCAGAAGGCCAGGUCGUAGGGGAAAGUGAAGAGUCUGGUUGCAAGGAGAAAGAUGCUCGUCUACCUUUUGAGAAUCAAUUAUUAAACAGGAAUCUCUUAGGCUUUUGAGUUCUCCUGUCGAUGGAAGAAAAACUCUCCUGAGUUACAAGUUCCACACUCAUUAACUUUCAUUUUUAAACUUUUUCACCCACUAAAAUCGGUUGAAGGACGGGAGUGCCAGAGAUGUGCUUUAAAAUAGCAUUUUGGUUUGAGAGUCUCUCCACGUUUGGACCUGCGUAUACUGGGUCCAGAGCAGACGCGUGUCUGAGCCAGGAGGCUAUGAAGGUCAGGCGCUUAUGGAGAGAGCCCUGUCACAAAUGAAAAAUGGGAGGCUCUGGGAAUGUGCUGUGUCGCCAUCAGCCUCCCCAUAUCUCCAGCAGCUUCUUCUGCAAAAGCAUCUCAGAGAAGAUGGACGGGGGGUCUCCCUUGUGCACCACAUCCGAGUCUACCCACCGGGCGCAACAUGGCUUUAAGUGCUGGCCUUGGUGAGAAACCCUCCAGCUAGCUCGUCUGUGGUCCAGGUCCUCUAGUGUCUGGUUUCCCUGCCCUGCGUAAUUUAAGCAUUAGACCUAAAUCUGUCAUUUCUCCCUCUCUGGAGGCUGUGAAAUGUCCAGCCCUCUUCAGAAUAGUAGAGAGAAGAAAUGUUAACAUAACUGCAAGUGGAGGCCUGGAACUGUCCAGACAUGGUGGGGCUGCCCACAGGCCAUUCCUCCUGUCUUCAUGCAGCUGAAAUCUGUCCGUCAGCCCGCAUCAAUCCAAGAGUGAGCCACAGCUGCAAGCACCCGUGCUGAGGAGGGAAACCAAUUUAGGGCUUCAGACAGAAAUUGGAGUGUCGGGACAUCUGCUUUGUGGCGGGCAUAAUUGUCCUCAUUCCUGACAACAGCUCUGUGGGGUAGGUGAGGUCAGCAGUGUCCCACCCUUCAAGCUUCAGCCCCUCAGAGCACUUCCAACCUUUCAAGGAACAAACUCUCACUUAACCUAUGAAAAUUGGUGACGGAAACUGACAGACCUGUGGCAUUCCCAGAGAAGCCCCAGCCUCAUAGGCGACUUUCCCUCCAAACUUCUCUCCAUAGUUUCACCCUCAGAAAAGUGCUGGCUGUGGUCUCUUCCUCCCCCUGCCUCCUGGGGAAAGGUCAGUAACAGACGCCUAGGCUGGGGGAGAACACUGGAGAGGCAAAGGGAAGCAGGAACUCAGUGCUCAGCCUCUUCCCCGCCGCCAUCAGGGACGGGAGCCAGGACGGCUGCAGCGCGUCUUCAGGGAACCAGGGUGGUGGGCCUGGGUGGUCCCAGUGAGCAGAGGAAGGGGGACACCUGUCCCGCCACGAGUGCUCCAAAUGGUCUAAGCUCUUACUCCGUGUUCAGUGUGGAAUGUUGACCAUAACGUAAUGUACUGCAAACUUGUAAAGAAUGUAUGUAAAUUAAAGUUUUAUGUAACAAAAAUUUUUACUUUUUGCAAUUAAAAGUGUGUAUGUUGGUUGAUAAGAACUUUCCUGUACUUGAUGUCAUUCUUUGGUUUCCAGUUUUCUCUUCUCCCAUAACUCGGAGACUUGUAGUCACAUCCUACUCAUGAGGCAGGCCUCGAGGCUCUUCUGUGGGCCUCCGGGUUACCUGUCCAUAUGGGCCUCGGUUCUUCUAACACCUACACCCGGCUUUGUACUCGCCUGCAUUCACAGAUUCUUCUGUUAUCCCUGUUCUAACCCUUUGCCCACAAUGACUUCUGAUCUCCUGUUCCCACGAGUUCUCAAAUCUCAGUCCUCCUGUUAAUACUGUCCUCUGUUCUUGCACUUUGCCCAAAAUUCAAAUGAGACCCUCAACGCCAUUUUCCUUCUCCCAGACGGCUGCACACGGCCCAGGUGCCCUCACAGUGUCACCUCAUCCGUGGAUGUCCUUGGUCCUUGCAGGAGGACAGUCAGGCCCCCUUGCUGGCUCACCCCUGCUGCCACAAGAUUAGGGCCACUGUCAGCACUCAAUCGAGAUUUGAUUGAAGUCAUUUUUGUGUGUUCAUAUUUUUAUAAUUUCUUUUUAAUAUAUGCAUAGUUUUAUAUAAAUGCAUAAAUAUGGCCAUUUCUUAUAUAGUGUUUAGUGUCCUGUUUUAUUUUAUUACUUGCUGCACCCUUCUCCCUCUCCUCCACCUUAUCCCUCCCCCUUCCCAAGUCAGGUAAAUGUAAUAUAUACACAGCCAUACCCUGCCAUGUAUCUUUCCACACUUUCUUCCUUGUUCUCUAAUCACAAUCAGAAAUCAUAAGAUUUUUGUCAUUGCUUUGCCAAUAUUG
Physeter macrocephalus (sperm whale) is the source of this 7812-nucleotide messenger RNA. RefSeq names its product chromosome 18 C6orf89 homolog (gene C18H6orf89). Gene Ontology annotation, cellular component: Golgi membrane; nucleolus. The record is from RefSeq and is a predicted model, not a curated record. Bases 511 to 1557 code for a protein of 348 amino acids. NCBI's taxonomy places the organism in Eukaryota, Metazoa, Chordata, Mammalia, Artiodactyla, Physeteridae. The transcript is spliced from 8 exons.